Molecule: messenger RNA, 2587 nt
Organism: Euleptes europaea (tarantolino)
Lineage: Eukaryota; Metazoa; Chordata; Lepidosauria; Squamata; Sphaerodactylidae
Product: solute carrier family 12 member 9-like
Exons: 13
Coding region: 80-2587 (835 amino acids)
Biological process (GO): cell volume homeostasis; potassium ion import across plasma membrane; potassium ion homeostasis
Cellular component (GO): membrane
Molecular function (GO): potassium:chloride symporter activity
Source: RefSeq, a predicted model, not a curated record
GGCGGCGGCGGCGGCGGGGGGGCCCGGGGCGCGCAAGCUGCCCACCUUCCUGGGCGUCGUCGUGCCCACCCUGCUGUCCAUGUUCAGCGUGGUGCUCUUCCUGCGCCUGGGAUUUGUGGUGGGCCAGGCUGGAUUGUAUCAGUCUCUGGGCAUGUUCCUGGUGGCCUAUUUCAUCAUCGGCAUGACGGUCCUCUCGGUGUGUGCCAUCUCUACCAACGGGGCCUUGGAUGCUGGCGGUGCUUAUUACAUGAUCAGCCGGGCCCUGGGACCCGAGUUCGGGGGCAGCAUCGGGAUCAUGUUCUUCUUGGCCAACGUUUGCGGCAGUGCCCUCUACACCCUGGGGCUGGUGGAAGCCGUCGUGGAUGACUUCGGAGUCCCGGAAGAGGGCAACAUGGGUAGCGGCGUCCACGUCCUGCAGAGAGGAUACUGGUUCGAGCUGCUGUACGGGACGGUUCUGCUCCUCCUCUGCCUCCUCGUAUGCCUGGUGGGCGCCGGCAUCUACGCCAAGGCCACCUUCCUCAUCUUCGUCAUCGUCAUGGGCGUCCUGGGCACCGUCGUCCUCAGUUUCUUCGUGGUGGGUCCUCACACGGUGCAACUGCCGGGUGGCGGCGGUAACGGCACGGGCCUCGGCAACGCCUCCUUCACCGGCUUCAGCCUCCACACCCUUCGGUCCAACCUCGCAGCCGGCUACAGCGUGGAUUACACCACUGGGCGCCUGAUGAGCUUCAGCACCGUCUUUGCCGUCAUGUUCAACGGCUGCACGGGCAUCAUGGCCGGCUCCAAUAUGUCUGGGGACCUGAAGCGGCCAAGCUACUCCAUCCCCCGGGGAACCAUCAUCGCUGUCAUCUUCACCUACGUCAUCUACAAUUUGAUGGCCGUCCUGUUGAGCUGCACCUGUGACAGGCUCCUCCUCCAGCGAGACUACGGCUUCCUGAAGGACAUCAACAUCUGGUCCCCCUUGGUCACCAUUGGCAUCUACUGCUCCACCCUGUCGGCGGCCAUGAGCAACCUCAUUGGCGCUUCUCGGAUCCUCUACGCUUUGGCCAAGGAUGACCUCUUCGGCAAAGCUCUAGUCCCUGCAAAGAAGACCUCCUCUGGCGGAAACCCGUGGGUAGCUGUGGUGAUGUCCUGGCUACUGGUGCAGCUGGUGCUGUUCUCCGGGAAGCUGAACACCAUCGCCGCCAUUGUGACCAUCUUCUUCCUCUUGGUGUACGCCACUGUGGAUUUGGCCUGCCUGGCGCUGGAAUGGGCGUCCGCUCCAAACUUCAGGCCCACCUUCCGGUACUUCACCUGGCACACCUGUGUGUUGGGCAUCGCGGGCUGCACGGUCAUGGUCUUCCUCAUCAGCCCCAUCUACGCCUCGGCCAGCAUCGCCUUCAUGAUCGUCCUCCUCCUGGCCCUCCAUUACCUCUCGCCCAGCAGCAGCUGGGGCUACAUCAGCCAGGCGCUCAUUUUUCACCAGGUCCGCAAAUACCUGCUGAUGCUGGACGUCCGCAAAGAGCACGUCAAGUUCUGGCGCCCGCAAGUGCUGCUGAUGGUGCGGAACCCCCGGACUUCUCUGCAACUCAUCAGCUUCAUUAAUGACCUGAAGAAGAGCGGCUUGUACGUGCUCGGUCAUGUGGAGCUGAAUGAUUUAGGCUCCCUGCCCGCGGAUCCCCUGCCAGCCCAGUACGACUCGUGGCUGCAACUCGUGGACAGGCUGAACAUCAAGGCGUUCGUCAACUUGACCCUGUCCGACUCUGUCCGGCACGGCACACAACAGCUGCUCUUCAUCUCCGGCCUGGGUGGCAUGAGGCCCAACACCAUAGCGCUGGGUUUCUAUGACAACAGGCCAUCGCAGGACUGCCUGUCCCAACACCCCGCCUUUAGCAACAGUGAGGCGACGGCGUGGCUCAAUUUCCCGCCCGUGUGGGACUCGGCGAGCCGCAAGCCCCUGUCCGCUUGCGAGUACGUGGCCGUCGUUGCGGACGCUGUGAAGAUGCAACGCAACGUGCUGCUGGCGCGCUCCUUCGACGACCUGAAGCUGCCCCAGGAGCUGGGGUGGCGGGCGCAGCCCCUCAUCGACGUCUGGCCCAUCAACCUGCUGCGGCCGGACAGCGGCCGCUACGUGGACACCUGCAGCCUCUUCCUGCUGCAGAUGGCCUGCGUCCUGGCCAUGACGCGGGCCUGGCGCCGGGCCCGCCUGCGGCUCUUCCUCUGCGUGGAGAGCGGCACCCGCCCCCGCAGCCAGGAGGACAAGCUGCGGCAGCUCCUGAAAGACCUGCGCAUCCUGGCGGACAUCCACACAGUGCCAUGGGACAACGUGGUGGCCCUCCACUGGCACAGCCGGAAGGAGGCGGCGAGCGAUACCGCCGUCAACUUCCCCGGCAACGUCGCUUGCGUCUCGGAUGACUACCUGAGGGCGGUCAACCAGCUCGUCCUCCAGCAAAGCUCGGCCCCCACCGUCCGCUUUCUCUAUCUUCCCCGGCCCCCUGCGGACACCAGCCUGUACCUGCAGUACUUGGAACAAUUGGAGGUGCUCACCUGUGGACUGGGCCCCACCCUCUUGGUGCACGGCGUGAGUGCAGUCACCAGCACAGAGCUGUAG